Molecule: messenger RNA, 392 nt
Organism: Eubalaena glacialis (North Atlantic right whale)
Lineage: Eukaryota; Metazoa; Chordata; Mammalia; Artiodactyla; Balaenidae
Product: COX assembly mitochondrial protein homolog
Exons: 2
Coding region: 1-297 (98 amino acids)
Cellular component (GO): mitochondrion
Source: RefSeq, a predicted model, not a curated record
AUGCCCAGUGUGGAUGGACAAGGGUCAACAGACAAGGAUGGAAGUCCCAAGAGACAAGAGGAAAGGAUAAUCUCCUUAUUUGAAGAUUUCACUAAAUGUUGCAAGGACUCUGGAAUCCUUAUGGUAGUAAAAUGCCGCAAAGAAAAUUCUGCAUUGAAAGAAUGUCUAACUGCUUACUAUAAUGAUCCAGCCUUUUAUGAAGAAUGCAAAAUGGAAUACCUGAAGGAAAGGGAAGAAUUCAGAAAAACUGGAAUUCCUACCAAGAAAAGGCUGCAGAAGCUUCCCACAAGCAUGUAGGCAAAUAUUCAAAUGAUACUCAGUAAUGCCAAUGUUCAUGGAAAUCACAGUCACCUGAAAUGAUGGACUCAAAGAAGUGUUUGCUUUAUCCUUAA